Molecule: messenger RNA, 1767 nt
Organism: Ostreococcus lucimarinus CCE9901
Lineage: Eukaryota; Viridiplantae; Chlorophyta; Mamiellophyceae; Mamiellales; Bathycoccaceae
Exons: 2
Coding region: 1-1767 (588 amino acids)
Molecular function (GO): FMN binding; electron transfer activity
Source: RefSeq, a predicted model, not a curated record
AUGGUGUCGUUCGCGACGCGCGCGCGACGGACGUUCGAGGUGGAGUACGGCGCGCGGCGAGGGACGACGGAGAACGCGUACGCGACGCGAGGCGAAAAGGAUGCGUGCCUGAUCGAUUGCGUCGACGGGAGACACGCGGAGGGGUACGCGCGCGAGAUCGAGGGGCUGGGGGCGUGGGCGCGCGACGCGGCGUAUCACGCGGUGCUGCACGUGAGUCCGCGGCGGUUGGACGCGCUCGCGGCGGCGAUCGCGAACAGGAGCGAGGGCGCGGCGUGCGUGGAGGUGCUGUGCUCGAAUCCGGGGGCGCAGUUGAUUCAACAGGCGCUGAAACCGAAUAGUCCUCUGACGAAUGAAGCGCUGUGUGCGGCGUGGAAGGGGACGGAUGGGAAACUGAGGGCGCGGUUGCGCGUCGUGCGCAACGGCGAGCGGUUGGAUUUGGGCGGGCGGACUUUGAGAUUUACGCUCGCGCCCACGCCGCGUUGGCCGGAUUUGAUCUUCGCGCGCGAUGAGAAGUCGCAAACUCUGUUUACAUCGAAGUUUUUCUCCGCACACGUCGGCACGAUGGAAGGAUACGGCGAUGAGGGCGGGUUGGAGACGUUCGGGGAGGAUUGGAGGUUUUACUUUGACUGCCUCCUCGCGCCGAUGGCGAGGCAAGUGUCGCCUUUGCUCGAGAAGCUUACCGGCGUCGCGAAGACUAUUUGCCCGGCGCACGGCCCGGUCGUCGCGUCCUCGGUCACGGAGCUGUAUCGAGAGUACGUAGAGUGGUGCAAAAUGCAAACUUCCGCUGGGGAUAACUUGUCCGUGGCCGUCAUCUACGCCAGUGCGUACGGGAACACCGGCGCGAUGGCGCAAGCCAUCGCGCGAGGCGUCGCCAAGACAGGCGUCGGCGCGGAAAUGUUCAACUGCGAGCUCGCGUCACCGAUCGAAGUGGAAGAAGUGUUGAAACGUAGCGCGGGGUUCGCCCUCGGUGCACCGACGCUCGGUGGCACUUUACCGACGCCCGUGCAGACCGCACUCGGGGCGAUCGUGAAGGAGGGCGAUUUGGAGAAGCCGUGCGGCUCCUUUGGAUCCUUUGGCUGGUCUGGCGAAGCGGUGGCGAUGAUCGACAAACGCUUGACAGACGCGGGCUUUAAAAGUGCGUUCGAGCCGUUGCGGUGUAAAUUCAAACCUACCGCCGAGACGCUGCAGCUUUGUGAAGAGAGCGGGACGGAUCUCGCGCAAGCGGUGCGCAAGAUCGAGCGCCGCAAACAAGUGCUCGAGCGUAAAUCCGUCGGCCAAGCCGCGGACGGCGUCAGUGACACCGCCGCCGCCGUCGGGCGCAUCGUCGGCUCGCUAUGCGCGGUGACGACGAAGAACGAAGACACGCAAAGUGCCAUGUUAGCGUCUUGGGUAUCUCAAGCGAGCUUCAAUCCGCCGGCGCUCACCGUCGCCGUCGCCAAGGAGCGCGCCGUCGAGAGUUUCCUCAUGACCGGCGGCAAGUUCAACCUCAACGUCCUCAAGUCCGGCGGCGAAAAGGACGUCAUGAAGGCCCUACUCAAACCGUUCGCUCCCGGUGAGAACCGUUUCGGCGCGCUCGACGUAGACAUCUCCGAAACCAACGGCUGCGCCGUGGUGAAACAGGCCCUCGCGUGCGUCGAGUGCACCGUCACGAAGCGAAUGGAGGCCGGCGACCACUGGGUCGUCCUCGCCGAAGUCGAGCGCGGGACUCUCUUAGACGCCGAAGGCGUGACGAGCAUCCACCACAGAAAGACUGGUAGUUCUUAUUAA